AUGGCGACGCUACUCCCGCCCCCAAAACGACAGAAGGUCUACCAUGGCAUUGCGCCGCCAGAGCCGAAGCUGCCUCAGCCUUCGCCGCAUAUCGUAGUGCAAUUUGUCAGUGAAGAGGACGGCCAACCUCUUGCACCCGCAGUGAACUUACCCGCGAACGUCUCGCGUGAGGGUCUCGAGGCGAUCGUAAACAAGCUCAACAUAAAAGAUGAGGACCCCGUCCCGUUCGCGUUCCACAUAGCGCUCCCGGCAGACGCAACGACACCCGGCGCGCCCACCCGCAUCGCGAUCGCAAAAUCCAUCGAAGAGGAUGUCCUCUCGCAUCCCUCGCACGCCUUCACGUCUGAAGACGUCUUCGUUAUACACUGCUCUCCGCAAGCCGUCUUCAAAGUUCGGCCGGCAACACGGUGUUCAUCUACGCUCUCCGGGCACACCUCCCCCAUUCUCUGCGCUUCGUUUUCUCCCACUGGCAACCUUCUGGCGACUGGGUCCGGCGACUGUAAUGCUCGGCUAUGGGAUCUGGGCACGGAGACGCCGUCGCAUGUUCUUUCGGGGCACAAGGGAUGGGUGCUUUGUGUCGAGUGGGAAGCUAUGGAGCGGAAGCUCGCUACGGGCGGGCAUGAUGGACAUGUCAGACUAUGGGAUCCCAAGACCGGCACGGCAAUAGGCGACGCUCUCAAGGGCCACACAAAAUGGGUGACUUCCCUCUCCUGGGAGCCAAUACACCUGAAUCCCUCUGCUCCACGACUUGCAUCUUCAUCGAAGGAUGGCACUGUCCGCGUAUGGUCGACACUUACCCGAAGGUGUGAAUACACUCUCGGUGGUCACACCGCAAGUGUGAACGUGGUUCGAUGGGGUGGCGGCGGAUUGAAUGGAAAGGGCGUGCUCUACACUGCGUCCAGCGACCGGACAGUCCGGAUAUGGGACGCCGAGAGCGGACGACCAUUGCACACGCUGAAGGACCACGCACACUGGGUGACGACACUCACGCUCAACACCGACUUCGUGCUGCGCACUGGUCCGUUCGACCAUUUAGGGAAAAAGACGAGCUCGGACACCGAAGCCCAGGAGCUCGCGCAGAAACGAUACAACGCACUCGUCGCGACCGCCGGCGAGCUGCUUAUCACCGGCUCGGACGACCACACGCUCUUCCUGUGGUCGCUCUUCCCUUCACGCACCGCGUCCAAUGACGCAGCGGGCGCCGCGGCGGAGCGCGGGGGAAAGCUGAAGCCUCUCGCGCGGCUGACGGGGCACCAGCGGCAGGUCUCGCACGUCGCUUUCAGCCCCGACGGACGGUGGGCGGCGAGUGCGGCGUGGGACAACAGCGUGCGCGUGUGGGAUGGGCGCACGGGCAAGUUCGUCGCCACGCUCCGCGGGCACGUCGCGGCGGUGUACCGCCUUGCGUGGAGCGCGGACUCAAGACUGCUCGUCAGUGCGAGCAAAGAUAGCACGCUGAAGCUCUGGGACCUCAAGACGUACAAAAUCAAAACGGACCUGCCCGGGCACGCGGACGAGGUCUACUGCGUCGACUUCGUCGCGGACAAGCUCGUCAGCGGCGGGCGCGACCGCACGGUGAAGAUAUGGAAAAAUUGAGCGUGAUUUCGCCACCCGCGCAAGGACGUUCGGUGCGGUCGUGAAGCAGCCCGCCACAGGGUGCUCGCAGACGGACGUGUGGCGCUCGGUAGUGCUCGCGACGGCGCGACGCGGUUGGCGUGCAGGAUCGCGGUGAGACGUUGGGGAUUCCGGGCGUCGCACGUCAUGGCGCGUCCGGUGUUGGCUUGGUAUCCCGCCUUGUCCCGUUCCGUACCGAGUUGCCCCCCGCUAGUGCAUCCGACGGCGAACUGCAAUAUUAUCCUGCAUGCUAGCA
This is a messenger RNA of Trametes versicolor FP-101664 SS1, 1867 nucleotides long. RefSeq names its product WD40 repeat-like protein. Gene Ontology annotation, biological process: ribosomal large subunit assembly. Gene Ontology annotation, molecular function: protein binding. The transcript is spliced from 8 exons. NCBI's taxonomy places the organism in Eukaryota, Fungi, Basidiomycota, Agaricomycetes, Polyporales, Polyporaceae. Gene Ontology annotation, cellular component: nucleolus. The coding region runs from base 1 to 1593 and encodes 530 amino acids. The record is from RefSeq and is a predicted model, not a curated record.